Rubroshorea leprosula is the source of this 842-nucleotide messenger RNA. NCBI's taxonomy places the organism in Eukaryota, Viridiplantae, Streptophyta, Magnoliopsida, Malvales, Dipterocarpaceae. The record is from the annotation of a GenBank genome assembly.
GCGUAUUCAAUUUAUUUGUAAUUAGUGGAACAGGAAAAUAUGAAGAGCAAGAUCUAAAUUGCUAGAAGAGAAAUGUAAGAGGUGAAGGAAGCCCAGUCAUGGCGGACAAGCGAGAUGUGAGGUGGCAAAAUGAGAAAGAGAGUGUCAAAAGCGAGUGUCGAAAAGCGACUGACGCUAGCAUUCCUCUUAGUCUUAUGAGCAAUGCUAGGGGUACUCGCUUUUCGCACUCUCCGCCCGACACUUCCCCUUUCAUUGGGCCACUGGAAGGAAGACCAUGGCCCCCCACCGACACUCCCGAAGGUCCCCACCCUAUGCUUUCUUUGGAAAGGACUUUCCUAUCCUACCCGAUACGCCCUCAAGAUGAUAUUUCCUUUUCUCUCAUGAUCAUUCUAUCCAAAACAUCUUCAAUCUUCCCUCUAUGGAGUUGGGAUUCAGAGUCGGCUUUCUCUUUUUUGUUCUUGUCUUUCCAUUAUGUAUCAACAGCAGCGAUGCCCAUCAAGACUACAGUCAGUUCCUCCUCGCCAAUGGUGUUGCUCGAACUCCUCCAAUGGGUCGGAAUAGCUGGAAUCGCUUUCAAUGUAAUAUACGUGAGAGGAUUGUAAGGAUACUGGUAUGCCUCUGCAUUUCUUACCCUGUCAUUUUCUCGAACACUUCGUGGACUCAAAUAUAAGUUGUGUUCUGUUGUAUAUUUGAUUUAUCUUUCUCAGAGAACAAUCUUUUAUGUUUUCUUAUAUAUGACUUUGUCUAUAUUAGAUAACCUUAAUUGUUUUUCCAAAUCUUGUUGCAUUGUACACUUGAUCUAACGCUGGUUGUAAUCAUAUCAAUAAACUUGUGCUUAACUA